Molecule: messenger RNA, 3746 nt
Organism: Strongylocentrotus purpuratus (purple sea urchin)
Lineage: Eukaryota; Metazoa; Echinodermata; Echinoidea; Camarodonta; Strongylocentrotidae
Product: kin of IRRE-like protein 3
Exons: 1
Coding region: 350-1984 (544 amino acids)
Source: RefSeq, a predicted model, not a curated record
CUCCUGCUACUUGACAGAGGAACACGCCUAAAUCUAAUCAAGUCAGCUUUCACGAGGUGGCCGAUUCGCGCGCGCCGAAUUGAUCGUCUGCGCAUGACGCAAUGACUCAGAUGCACGCUUUGCUGCUCGAUGCAUAGGAGUCUAGUUAUAGUCAUAACAACUCUAAGCCUGCUACCGAUCGGACUGGAAAUACUUUCAACGCGUUUUAGCCUACAAACAGACAAAACCUACUUCUCGGCACGAAACUUAUUUGGGAAGCUUGUCAACACCGGGCGACGUUGCUCCCUGUAAACGUUGUCUUUCUCCAAAACAACGCGACUGGUUCUGUGGAGUCGACAUUCAAGCCAGCAUGAACCAUAUAUGUUGGAUCCCUGUACUCUUAUGUGCAGUUGUUUUGACUCGGUAUGCUAGAGCAGGAUUUAUCGUCGAACCUUUCUCGACAGAAGGAAUUCAAUCAGAAACUGUUGUACUACCAUGCACAAUAUUAAACGAACCUGGUGCGAUUGUAGUUUGGUAUAGAAACAAAGCGCAGCUGAGUAUAGAUAAAACCCUAGUGGAGAGUUUGGACUCUGAUGUACAAGCGAGAUUCUCUGUCGUUGGCAAUCAGACGUUUGGGGAAUUUAAUCUUCAGAUUACAAAUGUCAAACCUGCAGACGAAAGUCAGUAUUAUUGUUCGUUCAUCAGUCGCUUUGGAGGUGCCUCUUCAGUGGUAGCCACCUUGACGGUUUUGAUUCCACCCAGCGAGGGAUAUCCUAGAUGUUCGGUGACGGCAGAGACCCCACAGAAUACUAAGAAUGCCUUCUGGCCAGGUGAAGUGGCUCUUCUCACUUGCGAGUCAUUGGGAGGUGACCCUGCAGCAAAUCUUACGUGGUACCGAAAGAACUGGACAGUGUCCCAUGCUACCAAGCAUACUAAUGUCUACAGGAGGAUACUUACACCAGGAGAUAAUGGAGUCACCUUCAUCUGUGAAGCGACCAGUAGUGCUUUACGAGAGCCCCGACGUUGUGAGGUCACACCUAUGAGUAUUCCACCAGAAGUCCAUGUACGACCUCUGACAAACUCUGUACCAUUCGGAACCAACGCCACCUUCCAUUGUGAGGUCAGCGCCAUAACACGAGUCCAGGAGUACAACUGGUUUAUCGAGGGAACCCUCCUGACCCCCGAGACACCGGGUAUCGUCUUUGGCAACAAUGGAAAAGUCUUAGUGAUCGCAAAUGUGCAGAUGGAGCAUGAUAGCAAACCAGUGGAAUGCGAGGCAGUUAUCAAGAAUCGGUUGGUAGCGAGAGCUAGUACGACUGUAGUGGUCAUUCCACCUAGGAAGACGUCACCACCACUACCCUCUAACCCCACCGAGAAAGUUACCAUCAUCCAGGUCGAGAAGUCAGAGGUACCAACCUCGCAUCCCAUUCUCUCAGCUAACAUGAAUCUCAUCAUCGUCAUCGUGUCAGGGUCCCUCAUCGUACUCCUCCUCCUCAUCGCCAUUAUCAUGGGCUGCUGGGUCUUCGGCUUCCGCAAGCCGCGAAGACCUCAUACAAGGGUCAACAUCGACUACGGCGAAGUCCCUGUCGAUAUGCCAUUGGACGGCAUCAGCCACUAUUCCGUGCCAGCAGCUCUCUUCAGCACCGAGAUUCCUGAUUCAAGAUUGAACGAGUCUUUCCAUCAACCGCGUCACUAUGAUGAGAAUACAUCAGGCUACAUAUCAGCACUUUAUGCCACACUGGAUAAAAACAAAAGAUACCCGCCUAAAAUGACCAGUUCGACAUCGCUACCGGAGAAGCCUGUAGCCCAGAUUACUCCGACAGCGGGUAGGAACGUGGUCCCGCAUUUCGCCGCCGCUUCCACCAUCGACAAAAGAAAGUCGACGGGAGCAAUCGCGUAUUCGGAUCUGAAGGAUUUAGACAAUGACCCCGACUUCAAGAAGGGGUGCAGCUGUGACUGUAAGGCUGAUGAUUCUGGAAAAGAGGAUCCUGAAACAGAACAAUAAAUGUGACGAUGAUCAUCAUCAAGUGCUACAGAUCUUCUUGCUAUUUGAGAACUUUGGAGAUUACGUUCUGUAGAUCUGACUUUAACAUUCCGCGAUAAAGUCGUACAGAAUAUAAAGCUGCAAAAACUGUCAUGUGCAAUCGAAUGGUAAACGCAACUCAAGGAUAAUAAUCAUGAUUACAAACCUCUUAAUGCUUUAUCUAACUCAAAUAAUAUGCUUGUAUUCAUUAUUUCUAUUUUUCUACAGAAUCUUAUUCACCUGGCAAAACUCUAUCAAAUCUAUUCAAAUUUAUCAAAGUAUUCAAAAAAGAUAAUAUCAUGUUGUGACGUACUCUAUUUUUGUAUGAGAUUUAUAUAUUAUAAAUUGUGUUUAUAAGAGCUAGUGUUAUUGCAGACAAAAUAUUUUUGUUUAUACUUUAGAACAAAGUUCAAGGCAUUUUACAUUGUUUAAUUUCCUUUGAUAUGAUUACGAUGUGUUCUCUUUUCGUUAAAUUGUAUUUUGUCAUUUCAAUUUAGUACUUUGAUUCCUUUCUUCUAUGUUUUUAUCUCAUUUCUUUUAACUAUUUCAUUCAGAUCACAAACAUUCUACUUUCGCUCUUCCUCUCUCUCUUGGCUAAAUCUAUGUAUUUCUCUUUUUCAUUUUUCAUUUUGUCUUUUUGUCAGUUUUUCAUUUUUUUUUUCUCUCUCUCUCUCUCUUUCUCUUUCUCCUUCUUUAGUUUUCUUUUUCUAAGAGAGCAUAAUUAUUCUGCACCGAACACCAUAAUCAUUUAGUAAUCAUAAGUUUAUAUAAAUGAAACAUGAAUUCCUUUUGUCAAAAGACAUGUAGCGCAUUGUAUUCUAAAGCAACACAUAAACGUGCAUUAAGUGUAAGAUAAUUCAUAGUGUAAGUACAAAUAAUGUAUAUUAGCUGUAUAUAGUGCUGUCUAUAUUGUACAUUCUAAAGGUUAUAUGUAAAUAUUAAAAAAACACUCUGUGAAAUACUAUGUAUGAUGCAUUUAUUUUCUGUACUUGUUUCUUUCUUUAAUACUUUAGGCUUUGUCUACAUUGUCAUUUCAGUAAAGUUAGGAUUCAUUUAAAUCUAUCCAAUACGGCUAUAGUCUAUGAUAUUUCUGGGAUUAUUCAUAUAUUUAUUAUAUGAUUUCAAUGUUGUUUGAUAUUGAAAUUUUCACGCCACAUAUAACUAUCCUAUGUCUACAUUUUGAACAUGUACGCCUUGUCAUCUGCAAUCUUAGGUUCCCUAUAGACUAUAAUACAUGAUAAUGAUGCACUUUAUAAUUCAACAAGUUAUGCUUCCAAAACUGCAUACCUAAUUAUCAGAUUGUCGCUUGUAUCCUAUUUGCCACGUACGUGCUCGGAAAGCCGUGUUUACAACGUGGCAAAGUAGGCUCAACGGCGGAAAAGAGCGAUUUGUCAAAUGGUGCGCGCUCUGCAGCACUGCAAAAAUUAUAUAGUAAAGUCAAUAGCACCGAUAUGUUCGUAUUCAUGAUUUGAAUUCAGUGUUGCAGUACGUAAAUAAAAUGGCAGACACAAAUAAGAGCAUUAUUUUAGCUUGUACAAUAAUCUGCUUCAUACCUCGACAUGACAAUGUAGACAGAGCCAUUUUGGUGAUAUAUGCCGGUGAAAUGAAGACACUAUGUCUGCGAGAUUUUCAUCUUCAAAACACGAUGAAAAUAUAUGUGACUAUUUGUCAGAUUGCCAACAGUCAGUGUUUAUAUUCUGUUGAAGACGUAUUAUUUAUUUCGAAUAAAUUCAUAUUAUGGCAA